Nannizzia gypsea CBS 118893 is the source of this 2556-nucleotide messenger RNA. Its product is annotated as pH-response regulator protein palA/RIM20. The record is from RefSeq and is a predicted model, not a curated record. The transcript is spliced from 7 exons. Gene Ontology annotation, molecular function: protein binding. Gene Ontology annotation, cellular component: endosome. NCBI's taxonomy places the organism in Eukaryota, Fungi, Ascomycota, Eurotiomycetes, Onygenales, Arthrodermataceae. The coding region runs from base 1 to 2556 and encodes 851 amino acids.
AUGGCAUCUGGUAUCCUGCAGCUACCGUUUAGACGGUCUCACAAUGUUUCCCUCUCCGAUGCCAUGAAACAAUACAUUUCUACAAAAUAUGACCAGCACCCGGACAUGUUUGCGGAGGAUUUCAUAAUCAUAGACCAGAUGCGCUCAGAUGCUAUCAACCUACAGGAGCCUCACGAAAGCGGGAUAGCUAGGCUUGUAGUAUAUGCCGCGCAGCUGAAAUGGAUUGGCGGAAAGUUCCCUAUCGAUGUUGGUGUGGAAUUUCCAUGGUACCCGGCCUUUGGAUUCAAUACAGGACGACCGGUAUCCCAGAAUAACCUCCGCUUCGAGCUUGCCAAUAUACUCUUCAACCUUGCUGCGCUUUAUUCACAGCUUGCCGUCUCAUUGAUUCCAGCCAACUCGGACACCCUGAAGGUGGCAUGCAAAUAUUUCUGUCAGGCUGCCGGUGUUAUUGAACAUAUAAGAACAGAUAUACUACCAGACCUACGAACCUCACCUCCGGAAGACAUGGAUGAAAUGACACUGAGAAGUUUAGAAGAGCUACUUCUUGCUCAAAGUCAGGAAUGUUUUUGGCAAAAGGCAGUGAAGGAUGGGUUGAAAGAUGCCUCAAUUGCACGGCUAGCCGCCAAAGUCUCCGAUUACUAUAUCAAUGCUGGGGGUUAUGCUGUAAAAUCCAACAGCAUAAGUACCGAUUGGAUACAUCAUAUGACAGCCAAACAUCACCAUUUUGCCGCCGCUGCUCAAUACAGGCAAUCACUUGAUUGUUUAGAGAAGAAAAAGUAUGGCGAGGAAGUUGCGCGAUUGAGAGAUAGUCUGUUGUGUACUAACGAGGCGCUGAAGGAAAAGAGGUGGAUCAACAAGGUGGUUCUAAGUGACCUUAACGGAUUGAAAUCCCGAAUCAGUGAAGACUUGAAACGAGCUGAAAAGGACAACGACAUGAUAUACCUGAACCAUGUUCCUCCCAAGUCGGAGCUGAAGCUCCUGGAUAGAGCUAACAUGGUCGCCGCUAAAGCUCCUGCUGAAGUGAUAAACGGGUUGUCCAUGAUCGGAGAGGAUGCUCCUCUUGGUCGUGCCCUAUUUGCGAAACUGGUACCUUACGCUGUGCACGUUGCGGCUAGCAUUUAUGCUGAUCGUAGAGACCGCCGAGUCAAUGAGACCAUUGGCGAGCUGGAAUCCAUGACAACGAAGCUCCGAGACCUGCUACAAUCGUUGAACCUCCCUGGGUCCCUCCAGGCACUCGAAAAGCCUUUGGGUCUUCCACCCAGCCUAGUCUCUCAUGCAGAGGAGAUUCGGCAGCAAGAUGGGCUAAACCGUAUUUUAACGUCGUUGGAUGAUACCUCAAAACUGAAAGCAACCGACAAGGCUACUUUCACUGAGGCAGUGGAACUUUUGAACGCAGAAAAGGAAGAAGAUCAAAGAGCUAGGCUCAAGUUUGGUACUGAUCGUUGGACUCGAGAGACAUCAGAGAAGGCAGCUCCAAAUCUAUAUGCGCAGACUGCUGAGAUAGAGGGUUACCUCUCAUCAGCCAAUACCAGCGAUAAUUUCAUCCAGAGCAAACUAAACGAACAUGGCCGAGUGCUGCAGGUUCUGGCUGGGACAAAUAGAGACUUGGAGGCAUUUGUACCCAGCAGUCGAAGACCUGUGCUGUCACCCCAGGUGGGACGUGAAAUAAGCAGACUACGAAGUGCAUUGAACGAAGUUACGCGACUUGAAAAUCGACGUAAACAUUUGAUUGAGGACUUGCGAGAGACCUCUCAGGCGGACAACAUCAAUUCUGCACUCCUUGAAGAAACAGGACGCUUAGAGCGCGAGUUCCCCAUGCAGAAGAUCCAACCCAGCCAGUUCGAAGGACUGUUUGAGAAACACCUUCGUCGCUAUGAUAGUGAUCGGAAUAUGCUUGCCGAAGAGCAGAGGAAGCAAGAUGAACUAGGAGAUCAGCUUCGAGAAGCUAACAAGGCAUUCACGGCUGCACGUAGAGGCGACUCUUCAACUAAAGAGCGAGAGAAGGCGCUACAAGAUCUAGAGAUCGGAUACUUGAAGUAUAAGGAGAUCAUAUCGAACAUCGACACCGGAAGAAAGUUUUACAAUGAUCUAGCAAGGAUCGUGGGCCGGUUUAGAGAGGACUGCAAGAAAUUCGUAAACCAGCGAAGACUAGAAGCGAGUCGAAUGGAAACGGAUAUUGCCAACACCACCGCUAUGGCCGCUAUGAACAUUGCAGCCCACUCGCCUACAUCACAGCAAAUGCCUGCUCAGAACCAGCAUCAGCAGUCCUUCAUUAACCCUGCAGAACCACUGACGGCCCCUCAGCCGACCAGGGCGAACGUCAUGCCUCCACCUGCAACCAUGCCGCCUGUGGGCGGCGGGAUUUGGUCCCCCGAAGUAGGAAUCAAGUUUGCUCCGGCGCCCGCACCAAAUGCACAUGUUGCUCCGUAUCCGGAGUCUAGGACUGUCGUGGAGCCCUCGGGGUCAAGUUCAAGUAAUACAGCUGGCACGGGGACAGCAGCAGGAGUAUCAAAGCCCGGACACUGGGAUCCUACAAGGGGUCUGAGAUUCUCGUAG